GCUACGGAUGAAAUCCACCGCUGCUGCUCUCUCAGCGUUGCAAAGAGCUGAGGAGCAUCUAGACUUCCACUGCACACACUGCUCGCUGAAAUCCAACAUGGGUUCAUGGGAAUGUCCGCUCUACAUCGCAGUCACAGCGUGCUUACUGAAAGUCUCUCUUCAAGGGGAAAACCAGCGCAGACUGUACCGAGACCUGAUGGCUGACUACAACCCGCUGGAGAGACCCGUCUUCAACGACUCCCACACCCUCACUGUGCACUUCAGCUUCAGCCUCAUGCAGAUCAUGGAUGUGGAUGAGAAGAACCAGGUUUUAACAACUAACAUAUGGCUGCAACUGUACUGGAACGAUUAUUACCUCCAGUGGAAUACAUCUGACUAUCCAGGUGUGACCAAUGUGAGAUUUCCCGAUCACCUCAUUUGGAAGCCAGACAUUCUGCUUUACAACAGCGCAGAUGAGAGGUUUGACGCUACUUUCCACACCAACAUCUUGGUCAACUCCUCUGGCUCCUGUUCCUACCUGCCUCCAGGGAUCUUCAAGAGCACCUGCUACAUUGACGUGCGCUGGUUCCCCUUUGAUGUCCAGAGAUGCGACCUGAAGUUUGGCUCUUGGACAUAUGGGGGCUGGUCUCUGGAUUUACAGAUGAUGGAGGCAGACAUCACUGGCUACAUUGCCAAUGGAGAGUGGGAUCUUGUGGAGGUCCCAGGCAGGAGGAAUGAGCGCUUCUAUGACUGCUGCAAGGAGCCGUACCCAGACGUGACCUUCACCGUGGUGAUGCGGAGACGGACUCUCUACUACGGCCUCAAUCUGCUCAUCCCUUGUGUCCUCAUCUCUACACUGGCCUUACUUGUCUUUCUACUGCCUGCCGACUCCGGGGAGAAGAUCUCUCUGGGAAUUACAGUCCUGCUCUCCCUGACGGUCUUCAUGCUGCUCGUUGCUGAGAUUAUGCCCGCCACCUCUGACUCAGUGCCUUUAAUAGCUCAGUACUUUGCCACCACCAUGGUCAUUGUUGGUCUCUCAGUAAUUGCAACAGUCCUGGUCUUACAAUAUCAUCAUCAUGACCCAGAUGGAGGCAAGAUGCCAAAGUGGACCCGUGUCAUCCUGCUGAACUGGUGCGCCUGGUUCCUGCGCAUGAAGCGUCCAGGUGAGCAGCAGGUGCGUCUGGCCUGCCACAACAAGGGGCCGCGCAGCAGCCUGACCAGCAUGGACCUGAACGCCAGCACGUCGGCGUCCCAGUCCACCAACGGCAACAUGCUCUACAUUGGCUUCCGUGGCCUGGAGAGCAUGCAUUACUCCACCGCGGCCACCUCCCCCGACUCAGGCGUCCUCUGUGGUCGACUGGCCGGCCGAGCAGGUGAGGACGAGGUGCUGCUCCCCACGGGUCAGAGUUCAACAGUGGGCAGCGUGGAGCCAGAGCUGGCCAAGAUUCUGGACGAGGUGCGCUACAUCGCCAAGCGCUUCCGCAACCAAGAUGAGGAGGAGUCCCUGUGCAAUGAGUGGAAGUUUGCCGCGUCCGUCAUUGACCGGCUUUGCCUCAUGGCUUUCGGACUCUUCACCAUCCUCUGCACCAUCGGGAUCCUCAUGUCAGCACCCAACUUUGUAGAGGCCAUUUCCAAAGACUUCUUCACUUAGGCGCUCCCACAGAACGCAUCAGCUGGAAAUAAAAGGCUUCAAAAAAUUCCAAAAACAAUGGCCUACACCAAUCUUACAGAUUACUUAAUGUUAAUUUGCAUCUAGGUUAGUACUCGAGCGUGUAGACCACACUAACAAAUAUUUAACCACAAAAUCAAACCUAGGACUUCUUUCAAAAAUGCAGUUCAGGCUGAAUUGAUAUGAAGCAUUAACAUUUAAAUCUAUGCCUUACUUUUUAGUGCCAUCCAAUUAAAAUGACCAGCCUUUGCCUUCUGUAUUGUAUAGCUGAAAAGUUUCCAGUGGGAUUAGAUCAGAAUCAAAUCCCCUUGUUUGUCUGUGCUACAAUGCCUCAAUAAUGCUUACAAAGCACUGUCUAAAGUGAUGCGGAAACAAUUUUACUGUCAGAUCUGGUGUGGUGUUACUUGUGUGUUGUUGUUCAUGAAGAUAUCUUUUAGAAAUCUGUAUGUAUACUGGUAAAGUAUACUGGUAUACUGUACAUAUAGGACAUAAUAGAUGGGUAUUGUAUAAUCAUCGUAUUUGUUGUAUCACAGUCUUCACUCUCAAAUCAACUGAACGAUGCUGUAAAUUGCUGCAAAACUGUGAGGUUUUCAAAACGCAAUCAUUCAAGUUUUAAUUUCAUGGCCGUCCUGUUUCAUCACUUCAUUCAUUACUCUUGUCCAGUCAACAGCACUCAUAAUG
Messenger RNA from Myripristis murdjan (pinecone soldierfish), 2329 nucleotides. Its product is annotated as neuronal acetylcholine receptor subunit alpha-7-like. Gene Ontology annotation, molecular function: transmembrane signaling receptor activity; acetylcholine-gated monoatomic cation-selective channel activity. The record is from RefSeq and is a predicted model, not a curated record. Bases 8 to 1630 code for a protein of 540 amino acids. Gene Ontology annotation, biological process: monoatomic ion transmembrane transport. Gene Ontology annotation, cellular component: postsynaptic membrane. The transcript has 10 exons. Lineage: Eukaryota; Metazoa; Chordata; Actinopteri; Holocentriformes; Holocentridae.